Molecule: messenger RNA, 3025 nt
Organism: Argiope bruennichi
Lineage: Eukaryota; Metazoa; Arthropoda; Arachnida; Araneae; Araneidae
Product: ecto-NOX disulfide-thiol exchanger 1-like
Exons: 2
Coding region: 1007-2143 (378 amino acids)
Biological process (GO): ultradian rhythm
Cellular component (GO): plasma membrane; external side of plasma membrane
Molecular function (GO): protein-disulfide reductase activity
Source: RefSeq, a predicted model, not a curated record
UUGAUAUUGAUUACGCAAUAACCGCUCGUAAAAUAUUCGUCAUCCCAUCAGGUCGAUCUCUAUAAAGUGUGAAUUUCUUGUCUGACACUUCCGUUCAUGCAACUGGUCAAGAUUUCAGACCGACUGUGUUUGCCUUCACCGACAACUUUUCAAUUUAUAUUGCACUACAAAAUAUUUUUUCUAAUUUUCCUAUUAUCCGCAGCCUUACUCACUAAAUUAUAGGAAAAUUUCAAAGAAAUAAACAUAUUGUCUUGUAUAAGAUUCCAGGACAUUUUACAAUUCAUGGAACGAAAAGGUGGAUUAUAUCGCAAAAUCAAUCACAAAUUAUAGCCAUAAGUUCACUGGAUUGCAUCGGAGGACAUCCUUUUCCAUAUGAAAGAAAAUUAAAAGGAAAAAAAAAAAAACAUCAGAAAAAUUUAGCCAUAUCAAGUAUUAUGAAGAAUUUGAAGACAUUUCCAAUAUCAGAGCUAUCGCUAUAAACAGAGAAGGGAAGAUAUAAUUAAUGCAAGAAUUCUCAACAAAAUAUUAAUAACAUCAGACCUUUUAAAUAAAUUUGGUCUUUCGAAAAACCCAAUUUACAAUUCAUGGAAAUUUAUUAGGACGAUAUUCUACUUCAUUGUUCAAGAUCCUCAACUAUUCGACGCGUUUGAUGGAAUAAACAGUAACCUUCAGAUGCAAGAAACUCAUUAGCAAAAUUUUUGUGAAUAAACAAAAUCCUUAUAUUUUCCUCAAAAUCUUUUAUUUGUGUAUUUUUACAUUUAUUACAUUGAAUCUGUGUGAAUACGGGAUGACAGCCUCUGCAGUUAAAAAUCCCCAAAUUCUCAUUAAUCAAUAAAUCAAUACAAGCUUGAAACAUUUGUAGUGUGGAUGCUAUAAAUUUCACAGCUGUAUUCUACAGCGAUUUUUUUUUCUUUUUUCCUAAAAGUUUUACAUUGAAGAGCUGAAAUUUUCCUAUCUUCCACAGGUAAAACUACUUAUAUUUUCCAAUAAAGGAACACUAACACAAAUGGAGAAGCAUUUUGAUCAGUGGUCUUCUUGCGACGACAACAUGGAGAUACAAAUCGAUUCAAGCCAUGAUGAAACUUGUGUUAACGCAGAAAGAUCUUUUGUGUAUAAUUCAAUUCCUCUUUAUUCUGAAGAAGAAGCUCAAGCUUUAGCAAAAAGAUUAGAUAACGAUGAAACAUUUAAAGAAGCAAUGAAAAUUUUAAUUGCAUGGUUAGAAAGAGGGGAAUGUAACGAGAUAAAUUCGGCGUGCUUUUAUUUUUUGAUUCGACUAUGUUGGAAUCGUGUUGAAAAACUUCAAGUUGAGGAGAAAGAAUACCAGGAGAAAAUUAAACGUUUAAAGAAAAGUGUAGUGAGCAGAAGUUAUUGCAUUCAACUUAAGCUGAUUGAAAUUGAAGAAAUAUUCAGUACAAUAGAAAAGCAAAACUUGUGGACUUGUUUCACUCAGGAUCAUUUGGAAAAAAUACAAGAGAUGAGAGAAGAUCUUUUGAAUUUCAAGCGAAUUAUUUUGGAAGAUUGUGUAUUGGAAAAAGAGUCAGAUGAUAAGAAUAUUGAAGAUGAACAAGCAGAAAGUAGUGUUCAUGAAAUGCAAGCUAAACUUGGUAGUUUAACUUCUGAAUUAGAUAUUGUUUAUGAAAAAACUGAAGAAAUGCCAUUAAAAUAUGAAGAAAAUAAAAAUGGAAUUCUAAGACUAAGGAUAAAAAAGGAAAAGUUCAAGGCACGUGAAAAGAAAGAGUAUCUGAUUAUAAAAAGAGAAGAAAAACCAUGUCUUCUUGUUGAGGUUGCUCCUCAGUCUUAUAUAGAUAAAAAGGAAAUCCAUGUUAUUUCUUUAAUUUCUAUUUUUUUGUUUGAAUUUCCAAAUGAAGCAGUUGUAAAAAGUAUUUAUUUCCAUUUAAAGAAAUGCUUUAAAAACACUAAUGCACGCUUUAAUAUGACAGAUGUAGAAAAUUUGUUGAGGAAAUAUCCAAACAUUUUUAAAGAAACCAGGCUUCUUUUUCCUGAGGUGGUAAGAAAAUGGAGUUGUAUAAGUAUCACUCCGGAAACCAGGAAAAAAAUAAUUGAUAAGAAAUUACAUAUUCAGAAAUUACCUACGAUAAUUGAGAAGAAAUUGCCGAACGAGAAAGUGCCCAAUAAGAAAUAAAUAUAUACCUCCAAAAAUAUUUAAUGGUUCAAUUAAAAUUUUAAAAAAUGUUUUAAUGAUUUAAAAUUUGUAAAAAUGUAGUGUUUGAUUAAAUGUGACUAAAUUUAUAUAAAGAUAAGCUACAUCAACUUAUUUUAUGUGGAAUUAAUGAACAGUAACUCUGUCAAUUAUGUAUGCAAUAAGACUGCAAUUUCCAUUGUAAAUAGUGAGUAUUUGUUUUAUUCCAGUUGAACUGAAAGACAUCAGUUGUAUAUGAAUAAGGAGGAAAUAGUUCCAACUUUAAUUUUUGUUUUAGUGUGCACCUCAUUUUAUUAAAUUAGAUGCUGUUGAUAAUAAAAACAUCAGUGUCAUGGUUUAUCAACUGAAGAAGUUACAGUGAUCUGAUUAGAAGUUUUUUGUGAAUAAUUUUUUUCUCCUGUGUUUACUGAAACUUGCGGAUUAAAGCAUCAGUACAAAUGUACUUUUCUUUUUUGUCUUUUGUAGUGUUGCACUUUCUCGCAAUUCUUUUUGGUAUAUCAAUACUAUUCCAGUAUUAUUUUUGUUUGUACUCUGUGUGAAUAUAACUAUUUCAAUGGGCUAAUUAUACUGCAAACUUUGUUGUACGUGAAGAAAAUGUUCUUCUUGUGGUACAGUUAUACAAACAUUUCAUUUAUAAACUGUGCAGUUAUGAAAAAGAAGCUGAAUGAUUAGAUCACCUAAGAGAAGUUUCAGGUAUAUGUCUGUAAUGGUUUAGAAAUUUCCAUUUGUUUACGUUUAGAGUGGACUCCCUGUAUAUUUUUGCCAUCAAUAUCAAGAAUUUUCUUAUAUCACUCCCAGUAUUUAAUAAAUGUAUUUGAUGUUAAGUAAUUUUAGUUUUUCAAAAAGUUAUUUCUCUCUAUAUAA